GAAUUCAGACAGAGAUAAGUGCUGGGAUAAAAAUAACCCAUAAUAACGGGCUAGCAGGGAUGAGUCAGUGGGCAAAGCAAAGCAGACUGAGUGGGGAAGCAGAUCUCACAGUCAGGGAAAGCCUUUCUAGGGAGGUAACAUUUGAACUUUUUCUCAUGGACCUAAAUGUUAAAAAGAUGCAAGCCGGCCGCGUCUUCCUGGAGAAGUUACUCAGAGGGACGAUCAAGGUGCCGGAUGUGAAGAGCGGAAGCGUGGAGACUCGGAGCCCGAGCCACAAAAAGCUGCCCACAAGCUUGUUUGACGUCUGUCCUCUCAAGUGUCCAUGAUGCUGGGCCCCGAGGGAGGUGACGGCUUUGUGGUCAAGCUCCGUGGCCUGCCCCGGUCCUGCUCUGUUGAGGAUGUGCAGAAUUUCCUCUGCACAAUUCAUGAUGGGGCUGCAGGCGUUCAUUUCAUCUAUACUAGAGAAGGCAGGCAGAGUGGUGAGGCUUUUGUUGAACUUGAAUCAGAAGAUGAUGUAAAAAUGGCCCUUAAAAAAGAUAGGGAAAGCAUGGGAUAUCGGUACAUUGAGGUGUUCAAAUCCCACAGAACCGAGAUGGAUUGGGUGUUGAAGCACAGCCGUCCAAACAGUGCCGACACUGCCAAUGAUGGCUUCCUGCGGCUUCGAGGACUCCCAUUUGGAUGCACCAAGGAAGAAAUUGUUCAGUUCUCCUCAGGGUUGGAAAUUGUGCCAAAUGGGAUCACAUUGCCUGUGGAACCCGAGGGCAAGAUUACAGGGGAAGCCUUUGUGCAGUUUGCCUCCCAGGAGUUAGCCGAGAAGGCCCUAGGGAAGCACAAGGAGAGAGCAGGGCACAGGCAUAUUGAAAUGUUCAAGAGCAGUCAGGAAGAAGUUAGGUCAUACUCAUAUCCCCCUCUGAAAUUCAUGUCUGUACAGCAGCUGUGGCCCUAUGACCGCCCCGACACAGCCAGGAGGUAUAUUGGCAUUGUCAAGCAAGCGGGCCUGGAGAGGAUGAGGUCUGGUGCAUAUAGUGCAGGCUAUGGGGGCUAUGAGGAGUACAGCGGCCUCAGCCAUGGCUACGGCUUCACCACUGAUCUGUUCGGGAGAGACCUCAGUUACUGUCUCUCGGGCAUGUACGACCACAGAUACGGAGACGGCGAGUUCACCGUCCAGAGUACCACUGGACACUGCGUCCACAUGAGAGGGCUGCCAUACACAGCCACAGAGAACGACAUUUACAACUUCUUCUCUCCACUCAACCCUGUGAGAGUCCAUACUGAGACUGGCCCUGAUGGAAGAGUGACGGGCGAAGCCGAUGUUGAGUUUGCCACUCACGGAGAAGCUGUGGCAGCUAUGUCCAAAGACCGGGCCAACAUGCAACACAGAUACAUAGAACGUUUCCUGAAUUCCACAACUGGGACCAGCAAUGGGGCACAGAGCAGCCAGAUGAUGCAAGGCAUGGGGGCGUCAGCCCAGUCCACUUACAGUGGCCUUGAGAGCCAGUCUGUGAGUGGCUGUUAUGGGGCUGGCUAUGGAGGCCAGAACAGCGUGGGUGGAUAUGACUAGUUUUGUAGAAGCAUUUGAGUUACUGCAAUCAUUUUCACAGGCAGCCAACAAGCAGUGAAAAGCAAUUAUUACUCUAGAGGAAGCUGUGGGACCCAUUUUGCACCAUGAGUUUGUGAAAUCUGGAUUAAAAAAUUACCUCUUCA
This is a messenger RNA of Callorhinus ursinus (northern fur seal), 1704 nucleotides long. Lineage: Eukaryota; Metazoa; Chordata; Mammalia; Carnivora; Otariidae. The record is from RefSeq and is a predicted model, not a curated record.